Rosa rugosa (rugosa rose) is the source of this 1320-nucleotide messenger RNA. RefSeq names its product histone H1.2-like. Gene Ontology annotation, cellular component: nucleus; nucleosome. Gene Ontology annotation, molecular function: double-stranded DNA binding; structural constituent of chromatin; nucleosomal DNA binding. The transcript has 2 exons. Gene Ontology annotation, biological process: nucleosome assembly; negative regulation of DNA recombination; chromosome condensation. The coding region runs from base 143 to 1063 and encodes 306 amino acids. NCBI's taxonomy places the organism in Eukaryota, Viridiplantae, Streptophyta, Magnoliopsida, Rosales, Rosaceae. The record is from RefSeq and is a predicted model, not a curated record.
UCUUCUCACAACGAAAAUUAAACCAGCAAUACUACCACAUUUGCUGUGUAGAUCCAGAUCUCUCCUCCUUUUAGCUUUUCCAAAAUUCCAGUCUCCCCCUUUCUCCUUUCGUCAAAACCCUAACCCUAAUUCGGGGAUCCCAAUGGCCGAGGACGAACAGAUCGUCGCCACCACCGAGACCGUCGAGCCCGCAACCGAGACCGUCGACCCCCCGCCGGCCGACGACAAGCCGGAGGCCAAGUCCGGCAAGGCCACCAAGGCCAAGGAGCCCAAGGCCAAGAAGCCCGCUGCGCCCAAGAAGGCCAGGACUGCUCCCACUCAUCCUCCUUAUGAAGAGAUGAUCAAGGAUGCGAUUGUGACUCUUAAGGAGAGGACUGGUUCGAGCCAGUAUGCGAUCACUAAGUUCAUCGAGGAGAAGCACAAGCAGCUCCCUCCAAACUUCAAGAAGCUUCUGCUCUACCAUUUGAAGAAGCUCGUCAGCUCCGAUAAGCUCGCCAAGGUCAAAAGCUCCUAUAAGAUUCCGUCGGCUCGGUCCGCCGCAGCUCCACCUAAGCCCGCUGCUGCUCCGGCCAAGAAGAAGCCUGCCGCCGCGGCCAAGCCCAAGGCCAAGGCUCCUGCGAAGCCAAAGGGAAAGACUAAGUCGGUCAAGGCGGCGAGCAAGUCUCCGGCCAAGGCUAAGGCCGCUGCUGCUAAGCCAAAGCCGAAGCCAAAAGCCAAGCCUGCGGCAAAGGCAAAGCCUGCUCCGGCCAAGACCAAGGCGGCUGCUCCGGCUAAGGCCAAGGCUGCUCCGGCUAAGGCAAAGGCUGCUCCGGCCAAGACCAAGGCUGCCCCGGCUGCCAAGCCUAAGGCAGCAGCUCCCAAGCCCAAGCUUAAGGAGAAGCCAGCCAAGGCUGCGAGGACGUUGACCAGGUCAUCGCCUGGGAGGAAGGCUCCGGCGGCCAGGGCGGCCAAGCCAGCGCCGAAGAAGGCAGCGACACCGAAGAAGGCACCGACCCGUACUGUGAAGCCGAGAAGCGUCAAGUCGCCGGCGAAGAAAGCACCAGCUAGGAAGGGAAGGAAGUGAGAGGGAUAGAGAGGAAGAGAGGCUAGUGUUGGUUUAGGGGUAGUCUUGUAAAUCUCUUCUUCUUUAUGGGUAUAUUUUAGGUCUCUUUGCAGCUGAAGAAGAAAUAUAUAAUCGGAGGUUCUUUUUUUACUUUUAAUUUCAGAGUUCCUUUUUUUUCGUCUUGAAAAUCUAUGUCCUUAGUCUCUCUAGGGUUUCUGGGAAACACAGUUUGCGAUGUAAAAUUUCAGAGUUGAAUGAAAGCAGAUGAGUUUAUCUUA